This is a messenger RNA of Desarmillaria tabescens, 1795 nucleotides long. RefSeq lists its product as uncharacterized. Gene Ontology annotation, molecular function: protein binding. The record is from RefSeq and is a predicted model, not a curated record. Bases 86 to 1759 code for a protein of 557 amino acids. NCBI's taxonomy places the organism in Eukaryota, Fungi, Basidiomycota, Agaricomycetes, Agaricales, Physalacriaceae. The transcript has a single exon.
AGACCUAUCCUGGACCAACAACUUAUUCAUUGGUGAGUACAUCCCCGAGUUCCUGUAGCUUCUCCUAACUAGAUGGCUUUCAGUUAUGUCAGAGACUAGCAAUCGCACCUUCCUCGAGAACCUGCCCAUGGUUUGGCCAGUCGAGUUUCAGCGCUUUCUCCAGUCGAACGAACCCCCCACCGAAGCACAAGUCAAGGAAGUCCAGCAAACUGUGUUGGCUCAAGCUAUGAAUAACCUGGCCGACCUUCUCCGCGUCAAGGAUAUUUUAGACCGCAUAAUCCUAGACUGCAAGACGGUCGUGGCUCCAAUACGUCAUGUGCCGUCCGAAAUACUGCUCGAGAUCUUCCACUGGACCAACGCCGACGAGGUGCAUGUUGACGUCUUCAGCAACAGAUCAAACCUAUGGAGUCUGCGACGGGUCUGUAGCCAGUGGCAAACGGUUGUCGAUACAAACACAGGAUUGUGGUCGAAUCUCCUGGUGAGAGGAUUCUCCUACAACCGUCAUAUCCCCCGAGAGCCCGUUAAAUUGCUCAAAAAAGCAUUGGAGCGAUCCAGUACACAGUUACUCUCCAUCCGUUGUGCCUUUGAUUACGACGAUUUGCUCGAUGCAGAGAAGGAGAGGAACACCGUCCAAGAGAGAUGGCCAAAACCGGUCGAUCCCAAAGAGGCUGUCGCUACAAAGCUCAAUCACGACUUGCUCCGAGUCCUUGUGGGUCAGUCUCGACGCUGGAAAAACGUUUGCCUCCAGGUAGACGACUACGCUUACCUGCCGAUAUUCAAUGACGCGAAGGGAAAACUGGAUCAGUUACAGACGCUAAGUUUCGGGAUGAUUCAAGGUUGGAUCGAGAGCAGUACUGUUCCAGCGUUUGAUGCGUUCGAAGUGGCCCCCAAUCUGCGCAACGUCGAGCUAUCGAGAAUGGGACACGUUGACCCUCUUCUUCCUUAUCAGCAACUGGUCUCCGUUCGUGUAGAGUGGUACGAUCGCAAUACGGUUGAAGAGCAUCUCGCGCCUCUCCGUUUGUUGCCCAACUUGCAGGAAUACGACCUCGACGGCUUCGACACCGAGCUGAGGGAGUCGAGUAACAAUGCAAUGAUCCAGCACAACACCCUCCGUGCUCUACACGUAUGCACACCUGGCGCAUUGACCAAACUCGUGCUUCCGAAUCUUGAAGAGGUCCGUCUCAAGGCUGCGUCUUUCGAUGACAUCUGCCGAUAUUCCACCCUCAAAAACCUUCAUGCACUGAUCAACAGGUCUGGAUGCUCGAUACGCAGACUCAUGCUGUCCGACGUGAUGGAGAGCGAUGACCUCAUCACCGUGCUAGGACGCACAUCAAACCUGAACGAGCUUCACAUCGAGAUGAAUCAUUGGCAAUUCGAAGCAGACGAAUUCAUUGCCACGGUGGCCAAAUAUCUUCGAAUCAGGGAGGAUAGGCAGAUACCUUUGCCUGAACUUCAUACGCUGACGAUCACGCUGCAAGGCUCGCCGAAGUGGGAUGUACCACACGAUCUACCUGUGACUUUCUUGAAGAGAAAGACGGCUGAGAUGAUCCGGGAUCGCUGGAAUAUCGCUGGCGGAUCAGCAGUGAAUAGACUCAGGUCUGUCCGGGUCUAUAUAUCGGUGCCCUCAAAGUACCAUAUCAUUCGGUAUGACGAGUUCAUCAAGGGUUUGGAUGCGAUAGAGCUCCGAAAGGAAGGAUUGAAUAUCUCUGUAAACGUUAUAGGCGGGAACCAAAUAUUGUAUAGUGUAGGCGAAAAUUAGAACUUUGAAUAUGCAAACGAAGCACUGGAGCGAUCG